GGCGCCUAGGAGUAGGUAACAGGCAAGCCUGUCGGCCGAUGGCCGUUUGACGUAUCGUUCGUCCGUUUCUUGUAGUUGUCUUUCAGCUAUCGGUAUUUGUUCUAUUAACAAGUGUUCUUACAGCAAUUGUAAUAAAUUCGGACGUCAAUAAUGGGAUCGAUGUGAUCAUGAUUCCUUUGGAGCCGCGCUAAGCGCGCCACGCGUUCCAUCGCGAUUUCACGCACCAAAAUACGAGUUACGGACUGAAAUAAAAUGGUUUUAUCGGGGUGAUGACAAAAAUCUUUCAUCGUGUCGCUCUCAGCGGCUUUCUCUGCACUUAGACAAUUAACAAAAAUAUAGAACUAUGCAACAAUGUGGAUUCUGCUCUAUAUUGUCCGGACUCUUACGGCGUGCCAUGUGUGUAGGCAGCCGGAGAGGGAGCAGUGAAUCCUACUACCGGGAGCUGGGAGACCAAGACACCCUGAAAAUUGAAGAUAAAUCGGAUAUUUCAGAUGACUCUGAAGAAACCACAAGGCAGGCGCUUCAGCACCGCCUCUCUAUCGACGCGUCUGAUGAAUUAGCUGGUAUGACCCAGAAGAAUCUCGCCACAGGCCGCUUCCUGACAAUGCACAAACGUCGGAGAAAGAGGCUCCUUACACGGUCGCUCUGCUAUAACAACGCUUUGCUUGAUGACCUGCACCAUGGUUUGGUUCAGUGCAUCCUGAGUCAGUCAGUGAUAUGGAGGUUCAAUGCAUUUGCCUUAGAAAACGUCUCUGGCGGUCGUUGCCUCCCGGUCCUCUGCGUCCACUUGUUCCACAUUUACGGCCUGAUGACUCACUUCCAAUUGGACGCGGCCAAGGCCUGGAAGCUGUUCAGCCUGAUUGAAGAAGGCUACCACAGCACCAACCCGUAUCACAACUCGAUCCAUGCGGCUGACGUCACCCAGGCGAUGCAUUGUUUCCUGCAGCAGAAACAGAUACGGGACCACCUGGAGCCUGUGGAGAUCAUGGCUUCGCUUAUUGCGGCAAUCGCACACGACAUGGACCAUCCAGGUGUGAACCAGCCGUUCCUGAUCGCCACCUCUAAUCAUCUGGCGGCGUUGUAUCAUAAUACAUCGGUCUUGGAGAACCAUCAUUGGCGUUCAGCCAUCAGCUGCCUGACGGAAAGCGGCAUCUUCGACCAGAUGAGCGACCUGCGCGUCAAGCUGGAGAACCAGAUCAGCUCCUUGAUCCUGGCCACGGAUAUCACCAGGCAGCAAGAGUAUCUCAGCCAGUUUAAGGGCCACAUGGACAAGAAUACCUUGGACUUAUCAAAACGCGAGCACCGGCACCUAGUUCUUCAAAUCGCGCUAAAAUGCGCUGACAUAUCAAACCCUUGCCGCCCUUGGGAAAUCAGCCGCAAGUGGAGCCUCAAGGUUUGCGAGGAGUUCUUCAGGCAAGGGGAUUACGAGAGGAAACUCAACCUGCCUGUGACGGCCCUGUGCGAUAGACACACCACGUCUAUUCCGAAGAUACAAACAGGGUUCUUCAAGUUCGUCGUGACACCUCUCAUAUCUGAAUGGCACCGCUUCUUGCAUAACGACUUAUCCACCCAAAUGCUUACGAACCUAUUAUACAAUCAAAACAAGUGGGAAAUGCUGGUGGCGCAAGAAAUAGCCGAGGAAACCGGCACGGAGAUAUCAGAUGCUGAUAUGGUGGAUGACGACCUGGAAACCAACAUCUCUGAUAGUUCCGAGAUGCUGCUGCCGCUGCGAAGGAGUUCAUUGAACCCGACCAAAUCCGACAAGGGGCUGAAGGAAAGUCUUCGCCGGUUCUCGGUUCCACUCAAUGUGUUCCAAGAUUCAAAGUUCAAGAGCAGGGAUAAGAGCCGCGCCUCUUCCAUUGCGGAGCCACGCAUUCGAGGCAGCUACAGCCCGCAAGGCAGCGAGCAUUCCAUUCACUCGCAGUUGAGCCUCCGCGGACAUUGCGAGCAUGGACUGACGGUAAUCGACAAGGUGCUUAGUACGGAAAAACUUUUGCCUGAUACUUCGAUAGCAUCGAUUACUACACCGAUACAGGCGACGAGGCUCAACACAGUGAUAAGGGACGGCGGAACUUGGAAACUGAUUCGACAACAGACGUUCCCGCCACUUGAGACAGCUGCGCGUGCGCUCGCUCUCUCCGUAAAGCCCCUCCAUACCAGCAACGAGGAUGCUAUAUAUCUUUCGCGUAAGACUGAGUUUAUAAGGAUCGAGAGAAAAGGGGAAAGAUUUAGUUUGUUCAAAAGGAAUGAUACCGAUAAGACUGAAAACGAUGACGCUUCUGAAAAUAAUAACGUAGGUGUUACUACUGAGUGUUCGCAUAAUUUAGAGAAAGAGAAUUUGAACCCGAAACCUAAAGGGGCUCGGCGUGAUUCGGGGGUUGGUUGUCAGUUGAGAGAUAACUUGCAGCUGGGCGCCUUGGCAUCGGACCAGCUGACGCGCCGCAGGAAAUCGAUGCCGGCUGAAAUAGUUGUUUUCACACCGAAAGAAAAGAAAAUGCGUGAGAUGACAGCCGCAUUGCCUCAGAUACUUCGCCGCACACUCUCGGGCAAGGAGUGCUGGACGCGACGACGUGGCUCCGCCCCCGCCCCAGUGGCGCCCUCUGAGCUCAGGGGACUUGCCUCUUUAGGCUCGAUCCGCCACAGCGUGAACGGCGGUCGCCGCAAACAGAACCCCAUAGUGGCCUGCCAGCAGUGGCUCUCGAAGACCACCUACUCGGUGCAGGAGAGGACGAUGCACCAGCUGCCGCGCCGCAGCUCCUUGCCCGUUGAGGUGCUGACAGGUAUUUAAUCCCCCUGAAGUGAUGAAGACAUCAGAAUCAAAAUAAACGCUCGCUUUAUAUAGUGGCGAACGGCUAUAAUGCCGUUCUUGUAAAUAAACGUGCUAAAAUAUUAAUUAUCGUAAUCUUAAUCUGUGGAUUGCAAAAGAAAAGUGACACAAACAUUGUGAUGUGAUAUAUUUGAAGUUACUGUUUGGAAAUCAAGUGAAUGUGUACUCUUACUGUAUGAACUGAUGUGUUGUGUACUGUUUGAAAAUCAAGUGAAAAUAUCAGGUGAUUUUUCAAAAAGGAUUAUAAAGUGAUGAGUUAUAAGUGACGCUGUACUUUACGGUGAAGUGUCGGGUAAGAAUAUUGUUCAUAUUGCGUAGUAAGGGUCAACAGCCUUAAAGGCAAACCCUUUGGCGUUUUUUGCCCAAAUGUCCGUAGUUCCAGUAUUCUCUUUGUAUUAUAUAAAUUCUAUUAUCAAAUGACAAUGUAGAUUACUUUAUUAUUGUAGUACAAAUUUAUUUACACUUAUUGGUAUGAAGGUUUAUUUUAAUGAUGAGCGUGUUUAUGAAUUAUGUUAUAAAUUGCCAUAUCAUUUAAUUAUACACGAUCUAAUUUCAUUUUGUGUUAGUUUAAAAUUUUACCAAAAAUGGCUAUUUGUUUUUCAUUUAAGUACCUAUUUUAUGUUUUCACGAAGGAAUAGAGUCUCACUAUCGUUAUUGUUUAGUAUUUCAAAUUAAAGUCAUUGAUUAUAAGAUUAAUUUAGUAGUCGCUCUUUUUGAGUGAAAUGUGUAUUGCGGUACAUUGUUUGUUUAGUUUUUAGUUUAAGGCAAAAGCAGUAUUACUUUACCUACACUUUAUUGGGCAAUAGCAUUGCAGCCCUUACCUAACAUUAAUUCGCUUGAAGUUAACGCUUACCCAAAGUUUUCAUUUGCUGUCAUAUUUUUUUUUAAACAAAAAUCUAUUGUAUUGGUAAUAAUUUUAGUUCAUAUUUGAGAAUUGUAACUUCGUUGAGCCUUAUAAUAUUCAAUAAGUGGUUCGCUUUUGUUUUCUUUAAUUCUUGAUCAUACCUUACCACGACUACAAAAAGGCUAGUAAGUGAAAUAUAAACUAUUUAAAUUUUUUGUUUAUCUUUAUAAUAAACAUCCAAUCAUACUAAAUAAGUACUAUGGCUAUGUUUGGUUAUGGUUUACCGUACUUUCUCGAUUUUUUAUAAAAAUGUUAUUUUAAUCACGAAGUGCUGCUAUGCUGACUACAGGAUGUCAUCAGAGAUAGAAUUCAAGAACACAUUUAUUUUGACUAAAAGGCAAGGUACCGUCUGGUUUUAGCGAGAUAAACGUAUAUAAUGGAGAGGAACUUGUUCACGAAUCAUAAUCAUAUGUAUCUUACUUAUAAGAAUCAAGACAAUUAUCUACAUUAAAUUACCUAAAAAAAAAGAAAAAAAAGUGCUUAUCUUAAAUUAAAAACGUAAAUUUGAUCUGGACUAUAAACUAAUUAUUUGAUACAAUUAUGCUUUAAUUAAUUUGAUAUUCAAUUUCUUUUAUUUAUUCAUAAGCAAUGUGCCGUAAUAAUGUACAUACAAUAUGUGUCUAGUGUCUGUAUAUAUCUGAUAAAAAGUAGUUCGAGUUAUCAAAAUGUUACAUAUCUCGGAUGAAAGAAUAAUCUGUUGUAAAUAAAAUGUUGCAAGAUAUUAAUAAGAUGUAAAAGAUUUGAGCAUCAAAUGUUCUGACAGCUAAAUAGAUAUCUACAUUUACGAAUAAGGCUUAUUUGAGGGAUAGAAGAGCUUAGUGUUGCGCGAAUAUUGAUCAGAGAGACAGCCAUAUUUUUUGACAAUUUUAGAGUCUACUAGAGAUCAGGCAGGUUUAAGUCAAGUGUACAGGUAUUGCGCAUCAUCUUCGUCCCGCACCAAGCUCAGAGUUUACAAAUAAGCCUUAAUUUCCACACUGACGUGUCAUAUGGGUUUGCGGUAACGUUCAUGAUAAAAAAAAUCACAAUGAUUGAGACUGAGUGUUAUUUUGAGAGCGCGUAGUUGGUUAAUGAUUACAGAGUGGUUUUGUUGCAAUUUUUGUUAAUGGCGGACAUUUGAACGGACUCUGAAGCCCGUGGCGACAGAACGCAUGCUAACGGGCGGUAAGUGACCAAGUCGCUUUCUUUGUUUGAAGCAAAUUUUUUACGCGAGUUGGCGAGACAGCUGUACAACUGAAAUUGUUGGCUCUCUAGUAACUACACGCGUAAUAUACAGUUGCAUCGCGUCCUGUCGUAACUAACUUAAGAGCAUACCUCACCAUACUGGAUGGAUUCAAAAUGACUAGGCUUGCAGUUAAUGAAGAAAGGAUAAAGUAUGUGUAAGGCUUUGACCUACACAUACUGCCGGCUUAGACAAAACAUUGGUCGAUAAUAGACAUAACACGAUGUCAUAUAUGUAUUACGACCAUGUCAACACACUAACCAUUUUAAUAAUAAUAGUUGUCAUUUUAAUGUUUUAGGUGGUUAAAAAAAUAAAAAGUAAAAAAAAGCAUCUGAUUGUACAAGCUAGAUAAAUCUGAGUAGUUCUGUUACUGCAAACCGUUACUCUUAAUACUACCAAAUCAAAUUAACUUGAUACAAGAAAUGAAUAAAUCUUUGAACGUACAUAACUAUCAUAUUAAGAUAGAUUUUACUGUCAUUCAAAACAUCUAGAUGUCGAGUUAAUUUGAUCCGAUAGCCUAAUCUUUUAAAUUAGAUUCAAUGUAACAUGGAUGUUAAAAUAUUAAUUAUUAUAACAAUUUUAAUCGUAAUUUUGCUGUACCAAUACAAGGAAGUCUAGUAAACAUUGGAUAAGGUCUUGUGGCAUUUAAGUCAAUCUAUUGCCGUUCAGAGAUAUUCAAAGUUCAGUGCGAUUUCGUUUGCAAAGUUUUACCAACAGUUAUCCGUACUUUUUGUUGUUUCUAAUUUAAUAUUUGUAAAUUUUUUCCAAGCAAAUUGUUUCCGAUUGAUGAUAAAAAGAUGGUUCAUGCAUGUAAAUGGAGUUGACCCAGCCAUCCGCCGGAUGUGAAACUCGUAAAAUACAGAUUUACGGGGCAGAGAAGAGCUAGUCACAACAAAUGUCACAUUUGACUGGAUAGGUUUAAUGAUGGAAUUGAUACGCAGAGAAAGUCACAGCCAGCCUAUAGAAGGAGGACCCCAAGUUAUAAGCCGUUCUCAUUGCCCGACUUUUAGAAUCUUGGCUAAAAAGAAAGAGCUGGUACAUUAAUAUUUGUCUUCGCCACUACACCGGCAUUCACGUGAUUAAAAACAAUGUCUUAAAUAAACCUGAACGGCUGUUGUGUGACAAGUGCCCAGUUGCAUACAGAACGAAAUGCAUAUAAGGGAAAAUUAUUUUUUUAACAUAAUUAUUUUUGUAAGUCGCUAAAUAGAUAUGGAGAUGAGAGAUUCAAUACAUUUACUGCCACGGUAUUAUUUGUGUAGAUUAGGAUUUUUGUUUUAAAUAAUAAAAAAUGUUCACUGGCUCAAUUUCAACGCAAAAGUUCAAUACAAAAACAAAAGGUUUCUUUAUUUCAAACACUUCUGAUGCAAUUUCAUAAAAGAAAUUUUUCAUUUUUGGUUUACGUUGAAAUGUAGUCUUAAAAUUAUUUAGCUGAAGUUUCUCAAAAAUAUUUAUACAGUUUUUGUCGAAUACGCACUAGUGGCAGUGAGUGCAUUGUAUGAAGUUGUUAGUAUAUUAAUGUUUAUGACGUGUUAAUAGGUGUAAAUAAUGUGUUAAAAUGUUCAUUAUAAUCGAAUCUCUAUUCAAUUCAUUAAGACCUUGUAAGUUAAGUUUGUUUUAUUUUGGGUGCUGGCGGGUUGAGUUUUGUUAUUAAGUAUGUAAAAUAUAUGGUUUUAUGAUAAUGUGAUAUUUUUGUUGUAUUCAUUAGAGUGCGUUUUCAUAUUAGAGCCGGAGGAAUAAAAAAUGUGUGAACAAUAAGCAUGCAUUCGCAUAAUAUUAAUUAUUGUGAUUGCUUCAAAUCAAACCGAUUCGUUUCUAUGGAAACGUACUUAAAAGGAAGUCUUUUAAUUAGGUAAUAUGAUUGCAUUAUUUGUAACUUGACAUGAAUAAAAUAAUAAUCGACAAGAUGCUUAAAAUUAAUUAUUUUUGGCAACUUAAUUAAGCACUUUUUAGUUGUAUUACACCUUACCCGCCUAACCUUGUCCGCCGCCAUGGCAAAGCGUACAUUAUAUUACAAGACAUUUUCAGUAUACCCAAUUAGUUAUCGUCUCAAAUUUUCAACAAUCAAAUCCGUACGCUUCGCAAGUGGGGCAGUAGUUUUAGAUAAAGGACUAUUCGAAAUACGCUUAAAAUAGUUUUAAACAUUACUAUUCUUCUUUGUAUUGUGUGAUAAGUAUAAGUCAUGUUCACAAAUGUUGUUCUAGAUAAAUUAUAUAUGAUAAGGUUAGUUUUAGAUAAGUUCUAAUGAAAAUGAGGUUGACUGCCAUAAAUAACCUUUUGCGAUGACCGUUGAGCGAAUAUUUUAAUUCGGAUUUUUCUGUUCUGAAAUAAUUGUUCCAUGUCUGUCUAUAUUCUUUUUUUUUUGUUUAUUUUUUCCCCUUUAAAAUAUUAUGCGUUAAAUGAAAAAUUUGGUAACUUUUGAUACCUAAACUUACAUUGUUUAUCUACUGCAUAUAAUUGUCAAAAUCUCAGUUGCACAAUCAACAUUGAUUCAUCUCUUAUCAAGACCUUAAAUUUCGCUGAACGGUUAUCACAACACCUAUUUUACAUCUUUAAAAGUCUAAAUUAUCGUAAUUAAUUUCAUUUAGUUUAGCGGAAACCGUGUGCUCAAUGAAUACGCCACAUAGUAUUAUAAAUCCAAUUUUUAGUCAAUCAUUUCACGUCUGCCUGUGCUUGUUUUUUUAACAUUUAAGACAGCAUAAUAAUCGUGGUUACUAUAUAGUUUUAAUUUUCAUCGUAUAUACAAAUUAUAUGGAGUUAAAUAUCGAGGUGGAUCUUUGGAAUCCUAGAUUUAGGUACACCGCCGUAAUCUUCGACAGAUUAAUUAUGUAAUAGUAAUUCAUGUUCUAAAUUUUAAGUGCUCGAUAGGGUAUUUCGUAUAUAUAUGUAUAUAUAUUUCGUUUGGUGUCUCGCUCAAAAAAGUCUAUCAUAAUAAUAAGAUUAAAUAUUUAUCAUCUUGAGUUUAAAGUGAAAAGAAGGAAGGAAUGUAAGACAAUGGAAAGACUCUCAUCGCUGAUUUUGAGAAAGAAACCAAAUGUAAUAAAAUAUCUUGUGAUUCGCAGAGUCGAGUGUACUUUAUCGUUGCUUAGGGUGGUCAAAUAAUUCUAUUUAUGACAAGUAUUAUAUCUCGUUUACAUGUAAUUUGGAAGAGGUGCUGGUCUGCUCUGAUAUUUGCGAUAAUCUUAAAUAUUCAAUUUGUGUCACAUUAUAACCGAUGUAGUUAUAAAAUGAUUUAAAUGUAUGUGUUCGUUAGGUUUAAUACAACAAAAGAACGAUUCAUUAUAAGAGAAAAUAUGUAUAAUGUAUUAUGAUAUGCAGAUUUCUUAAAGUUGAUCAACAAACUCGACAUAAAUAUUAUUAGUUUAGUAAAUGGGAUUAUUUAAACAUGGUUUAUUGAUGUUCAUGAUUUCCUUCAUGGCUAUCACAUUUAUUAUCGCCAACGAAGUUGACAAGAGUAUUCUUAAUUUCCUAGUCUCAGUGCUUACAAAGUACACAAGAUAUCUUUUAUUUAUUUUUUGUUUUAAUUGAUUUCAUAUUGAAUGAUGUGAGCACAUAUAUUCAGUUCUCGUUUUUAAUUUUAUCAAUCUAUUAUUUGAUAGUCUUAAACAACUAUCAAUGUAGAUUUCAAAAUAAAAUCAUAUUAAGUCUGCAAAAGAAUUGGUGGUACUGUUAACACAAGUACAUAUAUAGAUAGCACAAAAGUAGCUUUAUUUUGUUUAAGUUCGAUAUAAGCUGUGAGAGGCAAUCUAACAUAUUGAUAUUUUUAAUUUGAUUUAAAAUUUUACCGUUUAAGUGAAUCUGUGUUUAAGCCAAAUUGUAAUUAAUUAAAAAAGUACACAAGAAUUUGAGAAUCAGUUUUAAUCGCGAGAUAAGUUGAAAUCUCAAACGAAUCAAAUGUCUUUCAUCUGAAUAUGCAAAAUGACCCGUGGCGUGACAACAGGAAAAACGCAUAUAGUCACACUUGAAGUAAAGUAUUACAACUAAACACUAAACAAUAUACUAAAUAAACAUAGAUUCAGUAAAACGGUACAUUAAAAUAUGGAUUUGUGAGUUAGCGCGGCUUUGUCAGUAUGGAACGCCAUCUUUGAAGUACAAACAUAUGUAUCCCGUUCGAAGUAUAGAAUAACGAGAAGGCGGUAAAACAGAGAAAGUCGGCAUUAACGUCGCCUAGUUUUAUUGACAAACGUUUUAUUAUUAGACUCAUUAUCACAUGCACAAGUGCAUAUUUUUAUACAUGUAAUGAAUAUAUAUAGGUAAUACUUGGCCAUAAACCUACAUCAAGAACAAACAUAUUUUCUCAAAUCCAAGCGCAGCGCGUUCUUUUUUUAAUUUGUAUUACAUUUUUUUUUUGUUGAAGAAUGACAUGUUGUUACAUUUUACCGCCUUAAAUGCGUUUUGUCCAUUCAGCUAUAUCGAUGUGUUGGAUUAGAUUAAGAGACGUCUAACAACUUGUCAUUAUGAAGUGCAAUAUGUCGUACUUAAUUUUAUUUUUAAAUAAAUGUUUUUUUAAUCUCUUCA
This is a messenger RNA of Amyelois transitella, 9465 nucleotides long. Its product is annotated as high affinity cAMP-specific 3',5'-cyclic phosphodiesterase 7A. The transcript is spliced from 12 exons. The record is from RefSeq and is a predicted model, not a curated record. Gene Ontology annotation, molecular function: 3',5'-cyclic-AMP phosphodiesterase activity. NCBI's taxonomy places the organism in Eukaryota, Metazoa, Arthropoda, Insecta, Lepidoptera, Pyralidae. Bases 344 to 2788 code for a protein of 814 amino acids.